Thermothielavioides terrestris NRRL 8126 is the source of this 2393-nucleotide messenger RNA. RefSeq lists its product as uncharacterized. The record is from RefSeq and is a predicted model, not a curated record. Gene Ontology annotation, biological process: regulation of DNA-templated transcription. Gene Ontology annotation, molecular function: DNA-binding transcription factor activity; sequence-specific DNA binding. NCBI's taxonomy places the organism in Eukaryota, Fungi, Ascomycota, Sordariomycetes, Sordariales, Chaetomiaceae. Bases 82 to 2343 code for a protein of 753 amino acids. The transcript is spliced from 2 exons.
UCCCAGCGGGCCAAACAUUCGCUGCCCAGUGUUAUGUCGUCGCCCAACUCUCGGAAACGACCCGCUGCAGGCGUUCCUCCCAUGGCUCCCAUGCCUUCCAUCCCCCAAAUUUCCCAGCCGUUCUCCCCGGUGCCGCCGGAUCAGGUCUUUAGAUGGAACAACGGCGUGGAUGGGAGCGGCUUUGUUGACGCCGGACCUCCCGGCGUGAACUCGUUCGCGAUGCUGCCGACGUCAGGCUCAUACGGGCAGGCGAUCUCGACGCCCUCGACUGCGCUGGCAAGGCGGCCAAACAACAGAGCCCUGGUUCCUACCACCCCUCGAGCCCCGUUCGACCGCGCCGCUGACGGCUGGAACGGAUACAACGAAGAUCCUGGGUAUUUCCAGGCCGCAGCCAUGAACAUGGACGAGUACAACAACAUCGAGAGGCUCGAGGAGAUGGCGCAGCGAGCAAAGAGGGAGGCGCAGGCGAAGAGGAAGCAGAUUCCCCCAUUUGUUCAGAAGCUCAGCAGCUUCCUGGACGAGUCGAGGAACACCGACCUGAUCCGCUGGUCUGACAAGGGUGAUUCCUUCAUUGUUCUCGAUGAGGAGGAGUUUGCCAAGACCUUGAUCCCCGAGCUCUUCAAGCAUAACAACUACGCCUCGUUCGUGCGCCAGCUGAAUAUGUAUGGCUUCCACAAGCGCGUAGGCCUCUCCGACAACUCCAUGAAGGCCAGUGAGAGGAAGAACAAGAGCCCCAGCGAAUACUACAAUCCGUACUUCCGCCGCGGCCAUCCCAACCUGCUGUGGCUGAUUAACAAGCCCAAGAGCGGCAACAGCAAGAAGAAGGGAAAGAAGGACGAAGGCGAGGUGGAGAGUGAGGAGGAUGCCGCCGAAGAGACCUACAGCGGGCCGAACCUGGCCGCUUCUCAGGCCGGCAGAGGGCCCGUGUCGAACGAACUAGGGCCUCUCCAGAAGAAGGAUCUGGUGCAGGUCAAAGCACAGAUCGAGAGGAUCCAACAACAGCAGGUCGCCAUUUCCAACAUGCUCAGCAAGAUGCGCCAGGACCAGAACCAGCUUUAUCAACAGGCUGUCCUGUUCCAAAACAUGCACGAGCGGCACGAGAACUCGAUCAAUGCGAUCCUCAACUUCCUCGCCAAUGUUUUUAGGAAGUCAUUGGAAGAGCAAGGGGGGACGCAGACGGUCCAGGAUCUCCUGGCAAGCAUCAUUCCAAAUUCCCAAGCCCACGGGCAGAACCAAAUCUCUCCGACCGGCGUUGUUGACCUCGGCGGUUUCGUCAACCAGCAACCGCAGAACGUCACUACAGUCGCGACGGUGGGCACCCCAAAAAGGCAGCAGCGGCUCCUUCCUCCCAUCCCGCAUCACCAGGCCAGCAAGGCGUCUACCCUGUCUACGUCCACCGCGCCGUCGACUGCACCCCAAGCGGCCCCGCAAGCACCUCAGAUGGGAACGGUUACCGAGUUGUUCGACACGUCUCCCGCCGACACCACCUCCCCGGCUUACAUUAAGAACGAGCUGCAGAACAAUCCCCAGGAGGGGAUGAUGAAGAUCAUUCAGGACACCAACGCAGUCAACAACAGCUCUGGGAUUGACCUGCCGGAGGUGGCCGCCAAGACUUCCGCCAGCAUGAGUAACGACCAGCGCAUGCAGAUGCUCAACAUCAUGGCCGGCAGCAAUGCCACCGCGCCAUCUGGGACAUCCAACGGCAGUUCCGCCGUCAGCUCAACCGCGUCGGUCCCGGUCCCGGUCGCGGCCUCUCCGAGUCUGUCCUCGCUCCAGAUGCCCUCCCUCCAAGACAUGCAGACCACCCAAGCCGAGCUGGACGCGCUCCAACAACUGUCCAACGAGCAGGCCUCUCAGAUCGACGCGCUCACCCACUUGCUCGGGCCCCUCAGCCCGUCGGGCCGCAUCCCGGGCCUCGACGAUCAAGGCACCCCCAACGCGAACUACUUCGACAACGUCGACUACGACCAGUUCAUCAACCCCGGCGCCUUCUCCGACCCGGCCUUCGACGCCAUGGGCCUUCCCGCCAACCCCGCCAACCCCGCCGACGGUACCGACGGCACCGACUUCAACUUUAGCCUGGACGGCAACACGGCUGCGGACUUGGGCGCUACGGCGGCAACGGCGGCAACAACAGCGGCGGCGGCUGCGGCGGCGGCCCCCCUGGCAGGAGACAACAACACCAAGAAGAACACUAGCGCUGCCGGUGGGGUUGACUCGGGCCGCGCGCUGGAGGGAUCGUCGGCGGCGAUCGACACGGCCAAUUCCUCCGGCACAGAGGAGAUCGCCCGCGCUGAGUCGGAGAACCCCGAGCGCGGCUCCAAGCGCCGGCGAAAGGGCUAAGCUCGGGAUCAUUUUUCAGCUCUGGGUUGGGUGGUAGCUUUCGUGGCAAA